Messenger RNA from Aspergillus saccharolyticus JOP 1030-1, 1173 nucleotides. RefSeq lists its product as uncharacterized. The transcript has 3 exons. Lineage: Eukaryota; Fungi; Ascomycota; Eurotiomycetes; Eurotiales; Aspergillaceae. Bases 1 to 1173 code for a protein of 390 amino acids. The record is from RefSeq and is a predicted model, not a curated record.
AUGAAGCUUGACAAAAAGCAUCGACCCGGUGAAACUGUGCGAGCAUGCCAAUGGGGAAUUGGUACUUGUAAUAUAUACUAUCGCGGUGAAAAGCACGAUAAAACAAAUGUCAUUGUUCAUUCUGCUGCCCUUGGAAAGGCUAUUCUUCGCAAGGAGAAAGUGCAGAUUGAAGUGGCGACGAUGAGGUAUAUACGCGAGAAUGCCUCAAUACCUGUUUCUGAUGUGUUCGGCACUGGUAUCUGCUGGGCUGGCCGUUACAUUGUUAUGUCAUGUCUCGAAGGAGUACCGCGAUCCACACUCCUCAAAGAUUCUUCUUCAGCAGAAAAGCCAGUACUGAGCCCGCAACUAAGCGAGCGGAGCUUGAAGCCGGCUUAUUGCGAAAUGGCCGCGUUUAUUAUCGAGUGGCUCAGACACGGAUUUGAUUCCAUUGGUGCUCUUCGGGAAGAUGGGGGAAAUUUCUCUAUUACAAGGCGAUCCCUGACCUCAAAUAUGAGCGAGCUGAUGGUGUCUGCAAAUUUACCAGAAGGCAGCGCUUGCUACUUGCAUAUCAGCCACCUUCAAUUACGUUUACAACAACGAGAUGCUGCUAGCAGCGAGGAUGACUACCGGAAGAAAUUCAUUGCGCAUUUGUUCCUGGAGAUCACAAAAGAUAUCUGCGCAGAGGACUCGCAAGGACCAGUUCGACUAUAUUGUGACGGCUUUGGUCCUUCAAAUGUCUUAAUAGAUACCGCUGCUUUUCGUGUCUCGGGAGAAGGUGACCUUGUGAUGUUUUUGAGUCGUUAUCAUCCCGAGCUACGUGUCUUUGUGGAAGCCCUAGGCAAUCACGAAAGCGAGUUGAUCGAAAGACAAAUUCUCUCUGAAUCACAGCGCUUGUCUCCACGAAUGGAGGAUUCCGUGAAGACUGGGCUAUUCUGGGUUUGCUUAGCAGUACGAUACAGCUCCAUGCUCGAUGAAAUCUAUUGUAAAUUCAUCGACAACUGGUAUUAUGGGCCCUUCAAUUCUCUGUAUGGCCGUAUGCAGCUAUGGGACCCGAAACAGCAGCAAGACAUGAUCGAACUUGGGCGGCUCAAGACUGGCCAGGCCGACGAUAAAGAUAUCUUUGUCAAUCACUAUCCAAUUACUGAGCUACUCGAACUAAGAUUGUGUAACACCGAGCAUCGAGUUGUGUUAUAG